Messenger RNA from Trypanosoma conorhini, 312 nucleotides. RefSeq lists its product as uncharacterized. The coding region runs from base 1 to 312 and encodes 103 amino acids. The transcript has a single exon. NCBI's taxonomy places the organism in Eukaryota, Euglenozoa, Kinetoplastea, Trypanosomatida, Trypanosomatidae. The record is from RefSeq and is a predicted model, not a curated record.
AUGCUUUCAGGGUUUGAUUGCAGCACACAUGGCCGUCCCGCGCGCCUUGUUGGUGGCCUCAGCUCUUUAAGUUUAUCUUUUAUAUUAUCCACAAAGCCCCUGUCCGUGAAUGCGUGCACACCAUACAUUUCCAGAGCUUCUGGCAAAGAGAAAUCCCUCAACCCCAACAAUCGCCGCAAAACACCAUUCUGCUUACAUACCGCUGUCAACUUUGAGAUUAUUCGAUGCCCGAGGCGUGAGCACACCGGCAGGUUAACAAAAGUUUCGAAACUGCCAUUUCCAGAGUUUCGGGCAGCUUUCACCAGCAUUUGA